AUGUCUGGAUCCAUACCAUUCUACCAGAAGCACCAUCGCCACUAUGACCGCAGCUACCGCAGCUCGGACAUGGAGUCAACCAUGAGCCGCUACCAGUCCAGCAGCAGGUUCUCAGCAGGCAGAAGCAGGUUCUCAGCAGACAGCAGCAGAUCUGCCCUGAGCACCAGCAGGGGGCUCGAAUGGCCUUCUCUCCCCGGCCUGGAGGAGAGCAGACUGAGCCCCUUGCCCAAGAGACCUAAGCCAACUUACUUAGCGGUGGACAGAGAGAACCACGUCAUUGGCUAUGUUGUGCCUAUCUUCAGGGGCAGUGAAGAGUAUGCCUCAGGAUGUUCUGAGACUCAGGCCAUGGGCAGAGACACUGCUCAGGUGGCUCGCAGGGAAAUAUCCACCGCAGAUCUGGGAAUGGAGCAGAUGUCCAGGAGGGAGGCCAUCCGCGAGACUGCCAAUCGCAUCUCUAUCAACAAAAGGAUCCAUGAGCAAGAGCAGCACUUUCGGCGCAUGAACGAAGACAGCCUGAUGCACUCUCCAGAGUUUGUGAUUAAGCCUCGCUCCCACACGGUGUGGGAGAAGCAGUGUGUGCGCCUCCACUGCACAGUCAGCGGCUGGCCGGACCCCAGGGUCGUGUGGUACAAAAACAAUGUGCCUAUCGACCCCCUCUGCAGCGCUGGGAAGUAUAAACUUGAAAGCAAUUACAAUGUUCACUCCCUGGAGAUCAACAGGUGUGAUUUUGACGACACGGCGCAGUAUCGUGUGUCUGCCAUGAACUCCAAAGGGGAGCUGUCUGCAUUCGCCUCUGUCGUUGUAAAGAGGUUUAAAGGUGACAUUGAUGAGUCUCUGCCAGCCCCCAGGAGGGCCAUUCCUCGAGAGGGCCCUGUGUCUGAGUAUGGCAUUAACUUCCAGACUCACAUUGUGGAUAAGUUUGGCGUUUCCUUUGGACGAGAGGGCGAGACAAUGAGUCUAGGAUGCACCGUGAUCAUUUCUCCAACUUUAAACCGGUACCAGCCUGAGAUCCAGUGGUACAGAGAUGGUAUUUUGCUGUCUCCCACUAAAUGGUACCAGAUGAGCUGGAGUGGGGACAGGGCCACGCUGACCCUCGUACACCUGAACAAGGAGGAUGAGGGACUCUACACGUUACGCAUCACCACUAAGUCUGGAUAUGAGACGCACUCUGCCUACCUGUUUGUUCGAGAUGCUGAGGCUGAGGUGGAAGGAGCCCCAGCCGCACCUCUGGAUGUCCGUGGUCUUGAUGCAAAUAAGGAUUACAUUAUUGUCACUUGGAAGCAACCAGCGGCCGAUGGGGGAAAUUCUAUUCUUGGCUACUUUGUGGACAGGUGUGAAGUCGGAACAAACCACUGGGUUCAAUGCAAUGAGACCCCAGUGAAGUUUGCCCGCUUCCCAGUCACUAACCUGGUGGAAGGCCGAUCCUUUGCGUUCCGUGUCCGUGCCGUUAACAGCUGUGGCAUGAGUUAUCCGUCCAGAGUAUCUGAGCCGGUCGCAGCCAUGGACCCAGCGGACCGGGCACGCAUGAGAGGCACUUCUGCUCCUUGGACCGGUCAGAUCAUCGUAACAGAGGAGGAGCCUGCAGAGAGCAUUGUUCCUGCAAGACCCCGUGAACUGCAAGUGACAGAGGCGACCAAAAAUUAUGUGGUGUUGAGCUGGAGGCCCCCAGGAGAGAAAAGCCUUGAGGGCCUCAUGUAUUAUGUGGAAAAGUGUGUCUCUGGCACAGACGACUGGCAGAGAGUGAACACAGAGAUCCCCGUCAAAUCCCCACGCUUUGCACUCUUCGAUCUGGCAGAGGGGAGAUCCUACAGCUUUAGGGUUCGCUGCUGCAACUCCGCUGGGGUGGGCGAACCCUCUGACCCCACGGAGGCCACGACAGUCGGAGACAAACUUGAUAUCCCAGCGGCUCCAGGAAAGGUUGUCCCCACGAGAAAUACAGACACGUCUGUGGUUGUGUCCUGGGAAGCUUCACAAAAUGCGAACGAAUUAGUGGGAUAUUACAUCGAAUGCAGCAUUGAGGGCAGCAGUGUGUGGGAGCCAUGCAACAACAAACCUGUGAACGUCACCAGGUUCAUCUGCCACGGCCUGACCACAGGGGAGCGCUAUAUCUUCAGGGUCAGGGCUGUGAACGCAGCAGGACUCAGCAACUUCUCCCCAGAAUCUGAGGCAGUGGAGGUGAAGGCUGCUAUUGCAUCUCCCACUCCUCCCUAUGGCAUCACUGUGCUGGAGUGUGUGCGUGACUCCAUGGUGCUUGCCUGGAAACAGCCCACAUCUGUCGGUGGAGCUGACAUCACAGGAUACUUUGUGGAUUACCGGGAGGUCGUUGAUGGAGCACCAGGACAGUGGCAUGAGGCCAACAUUAGGGCUGUCAGUGAGAGGGCAUACAGAGUGUCUGACCUGCUGGAGAAUAAAAAGUACCAGUUUCAGGUGAGGGCCGCCAACAUGGCUGGUGUCGGGAUCCCAUCUUUGCCAAGUGACACUUUCCUGUGUGAAGAGUGGACCAUCGCAGCCCCAGGUCCACCUCAUGACCUGGAGAUCCGAGAGGUGCGGAGCGACUCUGUGGCGCUGCUGUGGAAGCCUCCUGUGUAUCAGGGCCGUGAUCCGGUCAAUGGCUUUUACAUCGAUGUGAAGGAAGCAGAGGCUUCAGACGAGGCCUGGAGGAGUGUGAACACCAAGGCUACUGACAAGACAUUUUUCAAGGUCAAAAACCUCACUGAAGGGCACGAUUAUGUGUUCCGCGUACGUGCACAAAAUCAAGCAGGUGUUGGAAAAUCUUCUGAGGUGACAGAGCCUAUCAAAGCUGUCACCAAACCAGGCACCAAGGAGAUUGUUGUAGAUGUUGAUGACGAUGGUAUCAUCUCCUUAAACUUUGAAUGUGGAGAAAUUACACCCGACUCCAAAUUUGUGUGGUCCAAAAACUAUAAAGAAAUCUCAGAGUCCCCUAGAGUGGCGGUAGAGACCAAGGGAAACAAGUCCAAGGCCGUGUUCAGCUGUCCUGCGGAGGAAGACGUCGGCAUCUACUCGUGCCACGUCACUCACACUGACGGUGCUUCUUCCAGCUACACUUUGUCUCCUGAAGAGCUGAAAAGACUCCUGCAGAUCAGUCACGACCAUAAGUUCCCCAUAAUUCCACUAAAAACAGAUUUAGCUGUGGAGAUGCAGGAGAAGGGCAGAGUCCGCUUUUGGCUGCAGGCGGAGAUGUCUGGAAACGGAAAAAUUGAUUACGUGUUCAACGAUAACGGCAUUUCUCAAGGGGAGAAAUACAAGAUGAACUUUGACAAAAAUACAGGCAUUAUUGAGAUGAUCAUGGAGUCUUUGACGCCUGCUGACGAGGGGACUUACACGUUCCGGCUGCAGGAUGGAAAGGCUACAAACCAGUCUAGUUUAGUGCUGAUCGGAGAUGUGUUCAAAGGUUUGCAAAAGGAGUCCGAGUUCCAAAGAAAAGAAUGGUUCAGAAAGCAAGGUCCUCACUUCAUUGAGUUCUUGGGCUACGAAGUGACACCAGAAUGCUGCGUGCUUCUCAAAUGCAAGGUCGGGAACAUGAAGAAAGAAACCACUGCGGUUUGGUACAAAGAUGGGAAAGAGAUCAAAUCUGAUAACAACCUGGGCUUCACGGAGGGAGUGCUCAAGCUGGAAAUCGCUCAGAUUUCCAAGAAAGAUUCAGGCGUGUAUGAGGUGGUUCUUAAGGAUGACAGAGGAAAGGACACUUCUAAGUUGAAUUUGACAGAACAAGGUUUUAAAGACUUGAUGAAUGAGGUUUUCAGCUUUAUUGCCAACUCCUCCACUCCGCUGAAGAUCACCAGUACAGAGAAUGGCAUUCGACUGUACACAUUUGUAGGUUAUUACAACGACUUACUCCAAGUGACAUGGCAUUACAAGGAUUCGGCCAUAGCCUUUUCUGACCGUAUAAAGAGUGGAGUGGUCGGAGAGCAGCUCUGGCUUCAGAUUACAGAACCCACAGAAAAGGACACAGGAACGUACGCCAUCGAGUUCAAUGAUGGGAAAGGAGGCCUGAGGAGGAGCGUGGAGCUGAGCGGACAAGCCUAUGACGACGCUUUUGCAGAAUUCCAGAGACUGAAGGCUGCUGCUAUCGCAGAGAGAAGUCGUGCUCGAGUAGCUGGAGGUCUGCCCGAUGUGGUCACGAUCCAGGAGGGAAAGGCCCUGAAUUUGACCUGCAAUAUUUCCGGUGACCCUGUGCCGGUGGUGACCUGGCUGAAGAACGACAAAGAGAUCACAUCAGACGAGCACUGCAUCCUUAAGUUUGAGUCUGGCAAGUUUGCCAGCUUCACCAUCACUGGUGUGAACACUUCAGACUCUGGCAAGUACAGCAUCCUGGUGAAGAACAAGUACGGCACGGAGAGCGGGGACUUCACUCUGGAGGUGGUGGAGGGAACCCCAGAUUUAGGCAUUACCUCAUACUGGACUGAUGCGGACGGAAAUGUGGUGUUUGAUCCAAAUACCCCAAAGGAAAGGAUGAUCACCUCAUACACGGGAGCCAAAACACAGGAGCCAGAGGAUUGUGGAGUGUUGGUUGAAGAAAAGGAGGAGGAGAGAGAAGAGAAAUACUUGCUGGAUACAGUUACAACCUCCUCUCUGUCCCUGUCCUCUCCUCUCCGGCAGGCGGACACCAUGAACUAUGUGGGGCAGCUGGCGGGGCAGGUGCUGGUCACCAUCAAAGAGCUGUACAAGGGCAUAAACCAGGCCACUCUGUCGGGGUGCAUCGACGUGAUCGUGGUGCGACAGCCGGACGGGACCUUCCAGUGCUCCCCCUUUCACGUCCGCUUCGGAAAACUGGGAGUCCUGCGCUCCAAGGAGAAAGUGAUUGACAUAGAAAUAAAUGGCGAACCCGUGGAGCUUCAGAUGAAACUGGGAGACAACGGAGAGGCCUUCUUUGUUCAAGAGACAGAGCAGCAGGAUGAGGUAGUCCCGGCCCACCUGGUGACGUCCCCCAUCCCCACAGAGGAGCACCGGUGUGGGGGCCUGGGAGCCGAGGGCAGUGGGCCUCCGGGAGAAGCAUCCUUUGAGAACCCCGUCCCUCCCGCGGGCAAGAAGAAGAAGAGGCGCAAGAGGAAGCACAAGGCCGAGCCCCGCAAAGAGGAGAGCGGUCCGGCUGCGGAGCUGGAGCCCGGAGACCUCAGCUCGGACGAGGACCGCACCUCCCACAGCGGAUGCACGUCUUCGCUGACAGUGGUGAAGGACAGUGUGGAGCACAGGACGCACACGCCGCUCACUGGGCUGGAAUGGGACUGCUACCCCUUCUCUGACGGAGACUGGGCGCCCUGCUUGGAGCGGGACAUGUUGGACCCGAACCCAAAGAGCGACUCGGAGCUCUUGGUGAAGCCCACAGAAAACCUGCUCCGAGCCGACGCACACAUGCAGUGGACCUGGGGCGAGUUUCCAGAGUUCACCAGGAAUAAGAAAGAGGACACGUCUGAGCUCAAGCCGCUGACAUUGACUCCCUCAGAAAAUACACAUUUCAGAGUGAUCCUGAGCUCGGAGGCCAUGGAGGAGGAGACGAGGGGAGCACACGUGUGCAAGAUCGUGAAGCCAGAACCUCGGAUCAUUAAACCAGACCAGCUGCACAAUGCUUCAUCUCAGUCCGAGCCUUUCUACAGGACACCAAAAAGCUUGAGUUCAGAAGACUUUGAUAGCCAGAAUAAAACAGUACGCAAGACUCGCUGGACGUCCUCCCCACCCAGCCGCAAGAACAGUGACUGCAUCAUGGCUGUUACUGGGGACUGUCCUGGUCCCAUUAGGCCUGACACAAAAUCCUCCCCCACAGACUCGCCAGUAAAGCACAAAGGUGUGAGAAAACGCAGUCAGCAUCAGGGACCAGAAGACAUUUAUCUGGACGAUUUGAGUAAACUUGAUCCUGAUGUUCUGGCCCUUUACUUUCCCAAAAGUGAGUCGGAGCAGGUGCCUAAGCACUGGGAGGCGGGCAGGAGCUCCGGGGGUCAGUCCCCACAGUCUGUGGGCAGUGCAGCUGCAGACAGUGGCACUGAAUGUCUGUCUGAUUCAGCUGGAGACCUGCCUGAUGUCACCCUGUCCCUCUGCGGGGGCAUUGGGGAGAACUCAGAGAUUUCCAAAGAGAAGUUCGUUGAACACAUAAUCACCUACAAUGAGUUUGCAGAGAACCCAGCGAUUAUUGACAAUCCAAAUCUGGUUGUAAAGAUUGCAAACAGAUACUACAACUGGACCCUGGCAGCCCCUUUGAUCCUCAGUAUGCAAGCCUUCCAGAAGAACCUUCCAAAGGCUACAGAGGAGGCAUGGGUGAAAGAGAAAAUGCCUAAAAAGUCUGGGCGCUGGUGGUUCUGGAGAAAGACUAGUGUGAAACAGAUGUUGGCAGAACCCAAAUUAGAGACACAAGAGUCGCUGACCAGUGAGAGCCUGGCCCUUCAACAGGCCCCACAAACACAGUCGAAGGCGACAGGAUGGUCCAGUGAUGAUGAGUCCAAUGAACCCACUGCGGCUCCGGCUGGGACUGCAGAGCGUGCUCAGAGUCAGUCUGCGCCGUCGGCCUCCAGUCCUUCUUAUAAGAAGUCCCUCCGUCUGUCCUCUGAACAAAUAAGUCGCCUGAAGCUGCGGGACGGUCCUAAUGACGUCACGUUCAGUAUAACCACACAGUACCAGGGAACGUGUCGCUGCGAAGGCACCAUUUACCUCUGGAACUGGGACGACAAGGUCAUCAUCUCAGACAUCGACGGCACAAUCACAAAAUCAGAUGUGUUUGGACACAUCCUCCCGCACCUGGGGAAGGACUGGACUCAUCAGGGCAUUGCAAAACUCUACCAUUCUGUGCAUGAGAAUGGUUAUAAGUUCUUGUACUGCUCAGCGCGGGCCAUCGGCAUGGCGGACAUGACACGAGGGUAUUUACACUGGGUGAACGACAGAGGGACCCUCCUGCCUCAAGGGCCUCUCAUGCUCUCUCCAAGCAGCCUCUUCUCAGCCUUCCACAGAGAAGUCAUUGAAAAAAAGCCCGAAAAGUUCAAAAUUGAAUGUCUGACAGACAUUAAAAACCUGUUCCAUCCAAACACUCAGCCUUUCCAUUCAGCUUUUGGAAACAGAGACAAUGAUGUAUUCGCCUACAAGAAAGUGGGUGUUCCCGUCAGUCGGAUAUUUACAGUGAACCCUAAAGGGGAGUUGAUUCUUGAGCUGGCCAAAGGCAAUAAAACAUCUUACAGCCGCCUCAGCGAGCUGGUGGAGCAUGUGUUUCCUCUAAGAAACACACAACACAACGCCACCUUCUGCUGCCCAGAGUUCAGCUCCUUCUGCUUCUGGAGGCAGCCCAUUCCUCAGCUGUGUCUGGAGGAGCUCGGCUGA
This is a messenger RNA of Knipowitschia caucasica, 7320 nucleotides long. NCBI's taxonomy places the organism in Eukaryota, Metazoa, Chordata, Actinopteri, Gobiiformes, Gobiidae. The record is from the annotation of a GenBank genome assembly.